CCCUGGGAAAAAUCAAGACUUGUAAGAUGCAUGAUCUCGUUCGAGAUAUGUGUUUGAGAGAAUCCCAAUAUGAGAAUUUUUUACACUUCAAAACGAGGUAUGACAAAGAUAAUCUUCUAGAAAACAUUAAUUGUCUACGUCGUAUAGUUGAUUUCAUUAAUUAUGGAUCCAGUGGAAUUUCUAUAUUUAUUCCACUCGCACGUUCUGUUUUCUUCAAACAUGAAUACAACUUUUGUUCCCCCGCACGAUUAAGGUUUAGAUUGCUUAGGAUAUUAGAUGUUUGUUUUCCAUGUUCUUUCUCCUGUAGUCAGUCCAUAUCAGAACUUGUUCAUUUGAGGUAUCUUGCUUGUCCGUCCUUCGGUGGCCUUGUGCAAUCAAUAUGCAAGCUUCGGAAUUUACAGAACUUAGUUAUUCAUGAUGUAAGCUUAUUUGCUUCACUUAUAACAACCCAGUCCCUAGCAUGGGAAGUUUUGAAUAUGCCUCAACUAAGACAUAUCCAUACAAAAAACUUUAGUCUCUUCAUACCCCGACCUACAUCCCUAAUUGCUGAGAGGGAGAAUCACUUACUAACAAUAACCGGAUUGAUUCCCUCAUCUUGUAAUGAUGAGGUGUUUCUAAGAAUUCCAAAUUUGAAGAAGUUGGGAAUUUUAAUUGAUGUUGCUUCAUACCCUAUUAGGAAUUGCCUUGAUAAUCUUGUACAUUUAACUCAGCUUGAGAAGCUCAAAGUUGUGGUCAGAGAGCCUUUUCUGCUAAUUUUUACGCCGAUUAUCGAAGGUUGGAUGGACAUUCCACAUUGUGACAAUUUCCCACCAAACCUUAAGAAGUUAACAUUGUGCAGAACAAACCUACAAUGGGAAGACAUGAACAUUCUCAGAAAAUUACCUAAUCUUGAGGUGCUCAAACUUAAAGAUUAUGCCUUUCGCGGACUAACUUGGAAACUAAGCGAUGUAGACGAAGAUGGAUUCUUGAAGCUAAAGUUUUUACUUCUUGAGAGCUUGCAUCUGAUGCAAUGGGAAGCAACAAGUUAUCAUUUUCCAAGCCUUGAGCACUUUGUCCUAACAAAUUGCCGGUACUUGGAAAAAAUUCCUUUCGACUUUGCGGAGAUUCAGACACUACAGCUGAUUGAACUACACGAAUGUAUGCGUUCUGUUCUUGUUUCAGCAGAGCAAAUACAAGAGGAGCAACAAAGCUUUGGAAAUGAUGACCUCAUUAUCCGUGCGAACUAUAUACUUGAGUAAACAUUAAUCAAAAAGACGUAACGACUAGCUAAAUGGAAAGUACCAUAAGGUAUAUACACUCAAGCAAAUUUGCAGAAGUUCAUGUUAUUUCCUGUCUGUGUAUUUCGAUUUCCUUUUAUCAAAUUCUGGGAAGUAAGUUAGUGAAAUAGUCAUGUUUCAACUUGUUUGGGACUGAAACGUAGUUUAGUGAAUCUGACAUCUAUAUACAUUCAUCAAAAAGAAUGCAUUACCUU
Messenger RNA from Solanum tuberosum (potato), 1471 nucleotides. RefSeq names its product putative late blight resistance protein homolog R1B-16. Bases 27 to 1238 code for a protein of 403 amino acids. The transcript is spliced from 2 exons. The record is from RefSeq and is a predicted model, not a curated record. Lineage: Eukaryota; Viridiplantae; Streptophyta; Magnoliopsida; Solanales; Solanaceae.